AUGAUAUAUACAAGUUCAGAAGGAGAUUGGUAUAAUCCAAAUGAAAUCGAACAUGAAUCAGAUGACGAUGAAGAAUUACAUAAUUUAUUAAAAAAAGGAUGUUCAGAAUUUUUAGAAGGAAAAGAAAUUGAACAAUUAAAAUUACUAUUUUUUGAACAAACUAUAGAAGAUAGAACAAAAUCAUUAUACAGAGCGAGACAUUCAAUUUUUCCAAAUGAUGAACAAUCAAAAUCUUCAGUACAGUUUUCAAAAUAUCAUUUAGAUUUUAAUUUAAAAGAAGGUGAAAAAUGUAAAGUUGGUGUAACAUUAAAAGAUAAAAUUAAAAUAAAUUCAACAGGUACAGGUAAAACGUCGUUUAAUUUUUGUAAUAUACCAGUUCAUUCACCAAAUAUAAAGUUAUCAUUUUCCCCAAGUAGUGGAGUUUUAAAGAAAGGAUCAUCAGUUGAAAUUAAUGUAGAAAUGGUAGUUUUAUGCACAACAAGAGUUAGAGAAUUGAUUGCAGUGGAUGUUGCCAAUAGUGGUCGUCACUUUUUUACAAUUAAAAUAGAUUCAAAAAUGUCACAAGUUUUAGAUUAUAAAGAAUUAGAGAUUGGUAAUGUUAUCGGUGGAGGUGGUUAUGGUGCAAUCUACAAAGCAAAAUGGAGAGGUCUUUCUGUAGCUGUUAAAGUAAUUUCAGAGUUAAGCGAUGGCAGUGAAUUUGAAAAAGAGUUAGAAAUGCAUAAAGAACUUUUGCAUCACCCAAAUAUCGUUCAUUUUGUUGGUUUUUGCGUUUCACCAAAAUGUUUAGUUUUAGAGUAUAUUGAGGGUGGCAGUUUAGAUAAAUACCUUCAUAAUCCAUUGUAUACCUUCUCACCUCAACUUCGUCUUAAAAUGGCCUGUGAUAUCGCCAAGGGUAUGUGCUUCCUUCACAGAAACGAAAUUUUACAUUUAGAUUUAAAACCACAAAACUUUUUAGUUGUUUCAAUUUCACCAGAGGCACCAGUAUCAAUUAAAUUGGCUGAUUUCGGUUUGGCUACUUCAUCUUCACGUUCCUUCUAUGGUCCAACUGUUGAGGGUAGUUUCCUUUAUAUGUCACCUGAAGUUUUCACACAAAAGAAAUUCUCAAGAGCAGCAGAUGUUUGGAGUUAUGGUGCUUGCUUAAUUGAAAUCCUUACCAACAAAAGACCAUAUCAAGAAUAUGACCAAUUGGGUUACUUGGAGUUAGCUCGUGUUAGAGAAGAAGGUCUCCCACCAUCAAUUCCACAAGAGAUUGAAGGUGAUCUAAGAAAGAUUAUCGAAGCUUGUUUUCACAGAGAUCACACAAAAAGACCAUCAUUUGAAAAUAUUGAAGCAUUUUUGGAUGUGAUGACUGAGGGUUUAUUUGGUAAUAGUAGCGGUUCAACUGAAUCAUCUUCAACUAUUUCAUCUUUAAUUUCUUCAUCACCAUCUUCAACAACAUUGGCUACUUCAAAUAACGGUAACAAUUCUUCACCACCACAAACAUCAUCUAUACCACAAUUAAAACACAGUGGCUCAUUUUUAUUCUCAAGAUUACAACAACAACAACAAACUCAACAACAACAACCAAUUGUACCAAAUAAUUCAUCAACUAAUCAAACUCUUUCACCACCAACUACACCAAGAAGAGCCGGCACUCCAUCACCACCAUUUUCUUUACCAAAUUCAGUAUUACAUCAACAAAAUAGGAUUGAAAAACAAGAGUUACAACAUUCAUCAUCACCACCAGCAUAUUCACCACCACCAGUUCCACAACCAAGUUUAAAUAGUAGUAAUGGUAACAUUAGUAAACCCACUGUACCAGCUAGAAACUUUUUAUCAACUAGUAAUGGUAGUGUUAAUUCAUCUUCAUCAUCUUCAUCAUCAUCUUCAUCAUCUUCAUCAUCCCCAUCACAAACAACCAAUAGUGACCCAAUCGUUAAAGUAUCAAGAGCAAUGACCGAAGUUACUGUUAGUGAUACACAAAAAACUGCAGGUUUACCAGCUAGAUCAGUCACAAUCUCAACUUCUUCAUUUAUUAAACCAAUUCUAACUGAAAAUCAACAACAACCACAACAAUCACACGAAAAUUCAGAAAAACAAAAUAGUAUCAACACCACUAAUGGUAGUGGUGCAUCACAUAGACCUUUACCAAUCCCACCAUCUACUUCACCAAGUAAACCAUUGAAUAGUGGUAUUGCUGGUAGUUCACCAACAAGAGUUGUUCCAUCAACUACUAGACCAAAACCAAUUACAACAACAUCCUCAAGCACACCACAAUUACCAAUUGGUGGCAAUAGUGCACCACAUAGACCACCAAUUAGAGCUGCCUCAUCAUUUGAAAUUAAAAACAAUCAUUUAAAUCUUUCUUCAUCCCCAGUCGAUCUUUUUUCUUCUUCACCAGCAACUUUUGAAAUGUCUGUUGAAAACGAAGAUUUAACAAAAUUAAUUGAAUUAAGAUCAAGAACAUUAAAAUGUUUAAAAGUUUUAUAUUACUCAUUUUUAGAUACAAUCAAAUCAUUUUCAGAAAUUAAAGAAUUAAAAGAUUGUAUCGAGCUUGGUCAAAAGAUUAGAAACUUUAAAAAGGAUGUAGAACUUCAAUGUAUAGAGCACUUAAAACUUGGUUGGGAGACUAUUCACGAAACUACAAAGAAGACCAUAAACAAACCUCAUCUUGCAGUUUAUCCAUCACCACAUCCAUCCAACUUUGAUGGCGAAACUUAUAACAAGGUAGUUCAAUUUAGAGAUGCCGCUGUAAUUGUAGGUGAAUCAGCAUUAGAUGGUUUAUUUUAUCUUAUGCUCCAAUUAUUACCAAGUCAUAAUAACUAUAGAGUACCAAUUUUAGAUGUAACCGUUUCAUCUAGUGAUAAAAUCCCAGAAAAAGAUUUAAUUGUUAAAAUUGCUAAAGUUGCAAGAUCUUUAAAAUCUUAA
Molecule: messenger RNA, 2907 nt
Organism: Dictyostelium purpureum
Lineage: Eukaryota; Evosea; Eumycetozoa; Dictyosteliales; Dictyosteliaceae
Exons: 4
Coding region: 1-2907 (968 amino acids)
Biological process (GO): protein phosphorylation
Molecular function (GO): ATP binding; protein kinase activity
Source: RefSeq, a predicted model, not a curated record